AUGAAGGAUCGAACGGAUAAAAAGAAGUGUGAAAAUCACAGACGAAAAUACCUUGGAACUGCGAGGCUAGGGUUUGGGAAGAGCGGCGAUUUUGUGAGUGAACCAAGAUUCCCUUUUCUUUUACCUCGGUCGGCGCCAAUUUCCCUUCAGCGUAGCCCUCAUGCCGGCAUUUUUCCGGCUAUCUCAACCCGAUUCGGGUCGGCUAUGGUGGUCUGGCGUCUUGACUGGCCCUCUCUCCGAGUUCCCGAUGGCCUUGGCAGUGGGUUGGGGGUGUCCGACGAGUCGCUGGUUCUUCCAUGGUCGCCGGCUUUGAGCGCUGCUAAGUCAGCUUUUUGGGGUCUGAGUUUUCGCAGCAAUCUCAUGUUUGGGUUCAGCCGAUCUCUGGUGUUGGGAUCGAUGGGCUUCAUCAGCAACAACAGCCUCCCGCCUCGAUGGGGGGAGGGGGGGCUGUGGUCUUCGAUUAUUGUGAGCUGCUCGAGUUUACCGAUGGUAGUUGCCGUUGGAAGUGUAUGUGGUAUUCGGGCGGGUUCUGGUUAG
Striga asiatica is the source of this 537-nucleotide messenger RNA. NCBI's taxonomy places the organism in Eukaryota, Viridiplantae, Streptophyta, Magnoliopsida, Lamiales, Orobanchaceae. The record is from the annotation of a GenBank genome assembly.